Molecule: messenger RNA, 2379 nt
Organism: Komagataella phaffii GS115
Lineage: Eukaryota; Fungi; Ascomycota; Pichiomycetes; Pichiales; Pichiaceae
Product: Putative kinase, suppressor of GTPase mutant, similar to bovine rhodopsin kinase
Exons: 1
Coding region: 1-2379 (792 amino acids)
Biological process (GO): protein phosphorylation
Molecular function (GO): protein kinase activity; ATP binding
Source: RefSeq, a predicted model, not a curated record
AUGUUCAAGGUUUUCAAAGCCUCAGGCAUAGAAGGAAAUCAUCAGCUCUCCAACAACCCUACCUUUAUAAACGGUCCAUGGAGUGUCUACGCAGCAAAAAACAAAAGUACUAAAAAGAAAUGCUCAGUGUUCAUUUUCAACAAAAAGCAGUUUGAAAGUAAUCUUUCCAGGUCCGGAUUAUUGAAUAACAGAAACAAGCAGCAAAUACUGAAUGACUGUUUCAACGUGCUUCAACAAUACGUUGCCAAUCUGAUGAAGUUUAAACACCCAAACAUUUUGAAUGUCUUGGAGCCGAUGGAAGAUCACAAGUCCAAGUGUUUAUUUGUUACAGAAUACGUCAUCAGUGAUCUAGAAGCAUUCACAAAAGAGAGACUAGAUGAUACCCCUGUUGAAGAGAUUAUCGUAACGAAGGGACUGCUUCAAAUAUCGAAUGCUGUCAAAUUUCUUCAUGAGAACCAGAAUCUUUGUCACUUGAAUAUUCAGCCGAACACAAUCCUGAUAACGGAGAAUUUUGAUUGGAAGUUAAGUGGCUUUUCUUUCAUACAACCAUGUGAUAGUUCUAAGGAUUUUUUUCUAGAUACCUUCGAUCAGAGAAUGCCCAUGUUCACGAAUGUCAGUUUCAGAUUCAGUUCCCCUAAUCUAAUUUUGAACCACAAGCUGGAUUAUUCAAAUGAUCUCUUUUCACUUGGGUUGUUGAUACAUUAUUUAUUCAGUGCUAAAUCUUUACUGCAUACCGAUAACACAUUUCAGGAUUAUGAAACCGAGAUUAAGAGGUUAAACCAUCUUUUAAAAUCUUCAUCUGCUUUAAACAACCCGGAAUUUCGUCAUAUCCCCCAGAAUCAUAAACAUCUGAUGAUUCUUCUUCUGAAUCAACAAUCGACGAGCGAUAAUGCUAUUGAGCUAGAAGAUUCUGUAACCAUCGACACGGUCAUCUCCGACCAGAUAUUUCAAAGUGAGUUGAUAAAGAUAUUAAACUUUGUGGAUGAACUUCAGGCUGCCACCGUGGAGGAAAAGUGUAUUUUCUUGACAACUUUGAAAGCUCAUUUACAUCAGUUUCCAAAGACGUUACUUUUGAAUAAGUUUGUACCAUUAUUGACGUCUACACUUUUGUCCCCCUACCUUUCAACUUCAAUGUCAAAGAAAAAUCAAACUCCUAAGGUCCAGUUGUCUGCAGAGGAAGAGCGUCUUAUUGUUUUGUCACUGGAGAAUCUAUUUCUGGCUUCAUCACAGAUUUCGCAACUAUCGUUUUCUGAAAAUGUCUUCCCAUAUUUGGAACAAGUCUUGGCUCUUAAUUUGGCUUCAGCAAAUGUAGCCCUGGCAAAAGGAAUACCUUUGGUCGAGUCAAAACUGGGUCUUCCUUCUCAAUCCUCUUAUAAAGAUAGUUACACUAAAUUCCAGGUUUCCUUGUUCCAUAAUUCAAUGGACACUUCCGAAAUUGAACCCCAGGAAGCAGUAUUGAGUACCCUUAUCGAUUUCAUCAAGUAUCAGCCUUACCAUACUAUAAGCCAGAAAUUUCUUCCAAUGAUAUCUGAACAAUUCGCCAAAACUACUUCUUUCAAAGUCAAGAAUUUGACAAUUCAUGCGUUUAUAACCCUCAUCACAUUUGAGCCUAAUCCUUUGGAUGACUUUGUUAUUGUUGAAAAGAUCCUGCCAAUAGUGCAAGCAACAUCAGUAAAAAACUUCAACAAUGUGUCGAUCUUGUCAAACGUGAUCAAUCUUUAUCAUGUUAUGUUUGUCAAACUAUCUGAGACUUUGACAUCCUUUGGUUCUGAAAAAAUGGAUUUGGGAGUAAUCAUGGAACGAGUUCUUUUUGAAUUGUGGAAGCUACUUAGAUAUGUGCCGGACAAGAAAGAAGCUGCAAAUUUGAAGAGCAUUUUGGAUCAAAUCCAGGCGUUUGUUUUUUCAAAGGCAAUUUCAAGCUUGCCAGAGGAGAUACCCAAGAAAGCACAACCCAAUCAAAGAAUUCAGGAUGACACAGAAUUCGGGGAUUUUGACAGUAAUGUUGUAGACUCCAAGCAAAGGCAUGGCUUGGCUCAACAAGAUGGCCUACGAAGUUCAACACAAAACAAGAAUUUAACAUUAGAAAAUAUACAUUCGAACUUCGUUCCCGUUACUCCGCCCACAUCUACUAUCUUAAAUCCUAAAACUCCAUUGGUACUCAGGCCAGAUAGACCAAAUCCUAAUGGGACGCUGGAGAUUAGGAAUACUGUAUCUAACUCUCCAAUCCCUGCAUCGACACCUCAGAUUGACUGGAGUGCAUCGAGAAAUGCAACUUUAGAGCCAGAAGCCCAAAAACUGCCACCCGGUUUCUCCGCAGGAAUCAUUCAACCAAAUCGAGUGAAACCAAAACCAAAAAUUGACGAUCAAAGAUUAAUCUAG